AAUAAAUUUCAGCAGUACAAGGCACCAACAUCAGCGUGCUCGCUCCUGCAUCCAAGCACCUUCCAACCUUCCUGCCUUCAAACGUUCCGCACAACAGAGCCAGCCAUGGCUGACGAUGAGCAGCAUGAGGGCUACGCCACGUUUGAGGACACGGACGAUUCCAAGCCGUCCAAGCGUAGCAAAAGCAAAAACAAGAACAAGAACAAAUCCGGCGGCUUCCAGUCCAUGGGGCUGUCACGAGGAGUUUUUCGAGGCAUCAUGGACAAAGGAUACAAGGUGCCCACACCGAUUCAGCGCAAGACCAUUCCGUUGAUCAUUGGAGGUCAAGAUGUCGUGGGUAUGGCGCGAACAGGCUCCGGCAAGACAGCAGCGUUUGUCAUUCCAAUGCUUGAGAAGCUCAAAUCCCACAGCGCCAAGGUUGGCAUUCGUGCACUGGUCAUGUCCCCAACGCGCGAGCUCGCUGAGCAGACGUUCAAGUUCAUCAAGGAGUUGGGACGCCGAACCGACCUUCGCGUUGCCCUCAUCCUCGGUGGUGACAACAUGGACGACCAGUUUGGAUGGAUGCACGCCAACCCGGAUGUGAUUGUGGCCACCCCCGGUCGCUUCCUGCAUCUCCUCGUGGAGAUGGAGCUCUCGCUCAAGGCCGUGGAAUACGUCGUUUUUGACGAGGCAGACCAGCUGUUUGAAAAGGGAUUUGAGGAGCACUUGAAGGAAAUUCUCAUGCGGCUGCCGGAAGACAGACAGACCCUCCUCUUCUCAGCCACCCUCCCAAAGAAACUGAUUGAGUUUGCGCGGGCCGGUCUGAAGCAGCCGACGCUCGUGCGCUUGGAUGCAGACACAAAACUCAGCGAGCAGCUCAGAACGCAAUAUGUGCAUUGCCGUCGCGCGGACAAGCCAGCAGGCCUCAUCUAUUUGCUCACGAAUGUGAUUCCACGCGGAAAGCUGACGGUUGUCUUCGUCUCCACGAAACACCUGAUCGAGUACCUCAAGGUGCUGCUGGAGGCACUGCAGAUUCCCUGCACAUACAGCUAUGGCAACCUCGACCCAACAGCGCGCAAGAUCAACAUUGCCAAGUUUCGGGCAGGGAAAGUGAAGCUUCUGCUUGUGACGGACGUUGCAGCACGUGGUAUCGACAUUCCCAUGCUCGAUUAUGUCGUCAACUACGAUUUCCCACGGCGCCCAAAGCUGUUCGUGCACCGCGUCGGUCGCGUGGCGCGCGCAGGCCGAUCUGGUACCGCGUACAGCCUCGUUGCCGUCGAUGAGGUUGCGCAUCUGAUUGACCUGCACACGUUCCUGGGGCGCCCGUUUGCCGCGGCCAUCUCAACAACGCCCGCAGACCAGGAUGGCGUCUUUGGCCGAUUCCCUCAGGCACUGAUUGAUGAGUACCGUGAGCUGGUGCACACGACGCACCGCACACACAGUGACCUCGACUCGCUCUUCCAUGUCGUCGAGAACGGCUACAAACAAUACGACAAGUCGCGCCCUGAUCCUGCACAGGCCAGCGUGAAGCGUGCAAAGCAGCUCGAGGAGGUUGGCUACCACGUGCACCCGAUGCUCCGUGACACAUCGAGCGAUGCAAUUGCGAGAGAUGACUUUAUCAAGUCCAUUCGCAACUUCCGGCCCUCGCUCACCGUGUUUGAGGUCAACAAGCACGCAAACGACUCCCUCCUCACCAUGAUGACAAAGAAGAGGGCAAAGGAUCAGUCGUAUGUCUGGGAUCGCACUGAGCGCAUGAAGGAGCUGCUGGGCGCAAAAUCGCUGACGUCGCACACACGCGAGGCGCAGCUUGAGGCGAGCACAUCCGAGGAAAUCACGUCCGCUUUCUCAAACAUCAUUGCGCCCGGGAGAAACAAGGCCGGCCUGCUUCCAGGAACAGCCGGUGCCACUGUCCUCGGAACAGCACAGCCCUCAUCUUCAUCGUCAUCGUCGUCAUCGUCAUCCAAGAGCGUGAUGUCGCAUGGGCAGCGGGUGACGGUGUCGCACUCGAGCAGUGCUGGCGAUGCAGGGGAAGAUGCGGAGGUGUACAUCCCAUACAGGCGCGGGGAUGAUGAGGAUGAGCAAGGGUACGCCAUCAACAACGGGGCGUCGUUUACGCGCGAGGCCGAGAGCGCCACGUUUGCUCUUGACGGCGACGAUAUCCAAGACAUGCACAAGUCCUCACAGCGGAAGAAAUGGGACCGCAAGAAGAAGAAGUUUGUUGGAGAGAGCAACAACACGAAAAUGAUCCGCACAGAGAGCGGGAACAAGGUGCCGGCAACAUUCAAGUCGAACCGCUACAAGGAGUGGUCUGCCAAGAACCACGUCUCAAUGCAACACGUUGGUGAAGAAGAGGAUUCGCAAACUGUGAGCAAGUUUGAGAUCAGGCGGAAAAGGCGUGGAUGGCACACGAAGACUGCUGACGAUGAGCUGAAGGCGAAGGCUGCGAAGCGCGGCGGCGAGCUGAAGCACAAGUCGCAGAUUAUCAAGGAGCGCAAGCGCAAGCAGAAGCUGCAGGACCAGAUGAAGCGGCGGGCACAGGUCAACGCAGUCCGCAAGGGCAAGAAGGCAAAGGGGAAGAAGUAACAACCACACAACUCCUUGCAUCUGUGUGUCUGUCUGUCUGUAAGUUUGGU
Messenger RNA from Salpingoeca rosetta, 2612 nucleotides. RefSeq lists its product as uncharacterized. Gene Ontology annotation, cellular component: nucleus. Lineage: Eukaryota; Choanoflagellata; Craspedida; Salpingoecidae. The record is from RefSeq and is a predicted model, not a curated record. The transcript is spliced from 20 exons. Gene Ontology annotation, molecular function: RNA binding; RNA helicase activity; ATP binding. Bases 106 to 2562 code for a protein of 818 amino acids.